CUGUCCCAUUGCUCUAAAACUUCUUUGCUCCUCUCUCUUUGCGUGGUUUCCGUGGGAGGGGCGACAAAUAGACGCAAGUGAGGGACGCAGGGAUGCAAGUUAAGAAGUACCAAGUACCCGCAGACAGAGCAACAAGCGGAAGUGAAAGUGAAAUCGUGCUUACUCCCCCUUCAGACGGACUGCUCGGUGUCUCUGGGCGGAGGUUCACCGUGAACACCGAACAUGAGCUCUCUAAAGUUCAACAGCAUGUUGCUGGACAUCUCUGACCAGCUGACGGAUAAGCAGCUGGAGGGCAUGAAGUUCCUGUGCCGGGACAUGGUGGGGAAGCGGGACCUGGAGAAGAUAUCCAGCGGGGUCCGACUCUUCCAGUUGCUUACCGAGAGAGGGAAGCUGGGAGCCGACAACACCGACAUUCUGAGCGGCUUCCUCACCCACAUCCAGCGACAAGACCUGGCGGGGAAGUUGGAGAGCUUUGAAAGUCAGUCAGGAACCACCGACAACCUGCCGGACAAAGAGGAGAGAGAAAAACUGGACAUUGCCACAGAGGUGAUCGUGGCGAAUCUGGGAAGGAAUUGGCGUAAACUGGGCCGCAGACUGGGCCUGACUGAGGUGAAGAUAGACUCCAUCUCCAAGAGGCAUCCAACAGAUCUGGAGGAAACAACCAGAGAGCUGCUGAAGGAGUGGAGGAAGAGUCGCGGGGCCCAGGCCACAACACAGGAGCUGAUAGAGGCCCUGAGAGCCUGCAUGUUGAACCGGACCGCUGAUCAAGUGGAGGACAGACUCUCCUCGUGUUGAUGAGACGCAGAACAGUUGAACAGAACUCUGAGAGCUGUGAUUAAACUAGAAGAAAAUGAUACACAAAUAUAAAGAACUAUGCAAAAGGGAUUAUAUAAAUAAAUUGACUUAUUGAAUGUCAAUGGUUUAUUUUUUUUAUCACAAGAUGAAAAACAAAGAGCAAAACUUUAAUUCCAAAGAACAAAAAUACAGAUGGCUUUAAAGUUAAACAAACACUAAGUAGGGAACAUCCGAAAAAAGAAACAAGUUAAAAUUAUUGAAACAAUCUACACAUAUGCCAUCAGAAACCAUUAUGAAAGUGUAUGGUAUUAAAGAAGAUUCUCAUA
Messenger RNA from Eleginops maclovinus (Patagonian blennie), 1121 nucleotides. It is a transcript of the gene fadd, whose product is annotated as Fas (tnfrsf6)-associated via death domain. The coding region runs from base 223 to 795 and encodes 190 amino acids. Lineage: Eukaryota; Metazoa; Chordata; Actinopteri; Perciformes; Eleginopidae. Gene Ontology annotation, molecular function: protein binding. The record is from RefSeq and is a predicted model, not a curated record. The transcript has 2 exons. Gene Ontology annotation, biological process: regulation of apoptotic process; signal transduction.